AUGGGUUACGGCAAAACACUCAACACGAUCAUGACUGCGACGAGAGCGAAGGGGAUGCCUUACCAAGGCCCCUUUUCGUGCUUCGAGGAGGUGGACCGCCCGUCGGUGUUUGCUUUGACAGACAAGGACGUGUCAGCGCGCGAGCUGGCUGAGGCCAAAGCUGAUUUCAUUAUCAUCACUCCGCAGUACCUGAGCGCCCGGUAUCUGGAAUGGCAAGACGCCACUCAACAAGCCCGAUCCGGUCUAUAUAUCCUUGGCAGACCAGUAGCCCGAAGACAAACGUCGUCCAGGUUAUGGCAGACGAACUGUGUCUUCGACAUCGAAUGUUGGACAUCCCUGGGCCUUCACUUUCCCUUCGCCAUCUUCGACGAGGUACACGGAGCGAAGAAUCCCGAUGCGAUCAUCAACAGGGCAUCUGCGGCGCUCGACGCCAGGGCGAAACUUCUGGUCAGUGGAACUCCUAUGAAAAACAGAGUCUUCGAUGCCUUUGGGAUUCUCAAGAUUCUGCCCGGAUGCCCCUUCGCGACGGAGAAUGCGUUUUUGAGAGUCCUCAGUGUCAACCCAAAGGCGCGAGGGCCGCCGAAAUUGCGCCUGAGAAGACUUGCCCAAAUUCUCGACGCAUGCACGAUCGUCCGCCCUCUCGCGGCCCUGAAUCUUCCCGACCUCGUCGAGCACAUAGUUCAGGCCGAGCUCCUAGACGAAACGGUCCUCGACAUCGCCAUGGCCGCCCACAAAUUCCACCGUCUCGCGGUAAUCUCUGGAGGGGGCCGUCGGCGAAGACCCCAGAAUACAGGACAUGGCGCCGCCCUUUCUUACACCACCCGCGCAAGACUGAUGGCGACUGCCUCUAUCUUCAACCGUCCGAGCCCAAGUCAGGAAAGGGACACUAGGUCGACAAGGGAGAGGUUUGGAGAACGGUGCACCGAGCACGGAUACGACCAGUUAACAAUCGCGCGCAACCCGCAGCUGCUACGUGAGUUUGUGCAAUCCGUACAGAGGAGGAAGUCAGAUGAGCGCGAGGAGGAUCCAGACUGGGACCCAGAGGUCGGAGAUGUCGACGAGGAAGAUGAAGUUAUCGGUCCCGACGAUGCAAACCUCAACGACAACCCACGUCGUGCAAGAAACCGCCAACUUUGGCUCUCGCAUCUCGAUACGGAGUGGGAGAAGGAACUUGAUCGGUCUGCGAACCGUAAGAGUCCCCGGCUCCAGGCCAUUCAGAUUAUCGUGGAGCAAAUCGAGGAGAUGGAAAUCGACGAAUCGAGCAACGAAGUUGAUCCAGAUACCAGGAUCGUGGUAUUUUCCGAGUGGGUGCACGAACUGGACCUUAUUGGAGGUUUCUUCAGUGCCAAUUCGAACGGGACUUCAAAGUGUUACGUUUCGAUAAUAUACGAAGACAACGAAGACAACGAAGACAACGAGGACAACGAAGACAACGAAGACAACGAAGACAACGAAGACAACGAAGACAACGAAGACAACGAAGACAACGAGGACAACAACAACAACGAUGAGGACGACGAGGACGACGAGGACGAUAAUAAAAACAAUAACAACGAUAACGCCAGUGACAAUAGGGACAGAGAGAGGUCACUCAAAACGACUCACCUCUCAUCGGAUUCGAGCCGAGUCUAUCAAGCUAAGCGGGGAUACCUGAAAUCGGUGGUCCGAAUGCACCCGAUCCCUCGAGACCGUCAAGACGAACGAUAA
Molecule: messenger RNA, 1707 nt
Organism: Colletotrichum aenigma
Lineage: Eukaryota; Fungi; Ascomycota; Sordariomycetes; Glomerellales; Glomerellaceae
Exons: 4
Coding region: 1-1707 (568 amino acids)
Molecular function (GO): ATP-dependent chromatin remodeler activity; ATP binding
Source: RefSeq, a predicted model, not a curated record